Messenger RNA from Xiphias gladius (swordfish), 6817 nucleotides. RefSeq names its product ATPase family AAA domain containing 5a (gene atad5a). The transcript has 22 exons. Lineage: Eukaryota; Metazoa; Chordata; Actinopteri; Istiophoriformes; Xiphiidae. Gene Ontology annotation, molecular function: DNA binding; DNA clamp unloader activity; ATP hydrolysis activity. The record is from RefSeq and is a predicted model, not a curated record. Gene Ontology annotation, cellular component: nucleus. Bases 446 to 6004 code for a protein of 1852 amino acids.
CCUCUAAUUGGUGGAAGUUGGUGUUGCCAAAGGUCACGCAUAUUUUGGCGCUCUCCGUUCACGACCCGUCUGGCGCGUUUUUGAAAGAGCGACGUACGUGAAGAAACAUGUAUUUUGAAUUCCUACUUGGAAAAAUUUGGAUAAUAUCCCUAUAACGUUUUCUACUUUGCGUUCAUAUACCCGUGGCUGACAUGCGGAAAAAUGUUUGGGUCACUUUUGGGAACUGUGAGGAGCGGAGCUGCGGUGAAAGUAGCACCUAGCGAAGUCUGCUAGCUUGUUGUUUUAAAGUGAAAUUUAUAUGUCCGGUUGGCAACACACAGCUGUCCGCCUCUCACAAUGAACUUCGUCUCUUUUGUUUAUUUGCGCACACGUGGAAGUCAAUAAGAAAAGGCAAGAAGACAGCUGCAGCAAGUUAAGGGUUCUGCAUUAUCGGUCUCUUCAAAUUAUGGCUGGUGUUGUUGCUAUGGCAUCUGUCAUUGAGGACUUUGAUACACAGCCUUGCAAGAAAUCUCGCAAAGAUGGUGGCAGUCCUGUUGUUAAGACAAUCACAAACUAUUUCUCUCCUGUGGCCAAGUCUGUGGAGAAACCCUUUUCCCCUCCUCGCUCCAACAACAUCAUGGACUACUUUAGUCGGAGGGCUCCGUCCUCUAGGGAAAAGACUAGCUCGCCAGAACAGUCUAAAGAGAACUGUAAGACAUCUCAGUCUGCAGAAAAACACACCAGCCCAGAGGCAGCAGUGAAACAGCCAAUUCAGAAACGAGGUAGAAAGGCCAUCAAAGCUGCAAGGAAACUUGUGGAGGCUGAAACUGUCAGCUCCACAGCAGAGGCAAACCACCUGAUUGUAGAGGAAUCACAUGAGAGCAGAGACUCAGCAGCAGAGGUGACCAGUAGCUGUGGGGUCCUUGGUAGUGAUACAGCAGCUCUGUUAGCCGAGCUUAGUGCUGAGGCUUGUAUCACUGCUGGAAUACCAGAGAGGAGUGCCAGUAUGACUGUCAGUGUUGAGCAGGCCGAAAGAGCUGAACAUCAUGAAGAUGGUUCCAUAUGUGGAAACAAUGUCGAACUUAAACCAGUACUGAAGAGCAUUGCCUCUUCUCCAGUUGGACCUUUGAGGGAUAAGGCAAAACAGGUCAAAACUGCUGCACGAAAUUCUAGGAAGAGGCAGCAACAGGAGGCAAAGCAACCAGAACCAGAGGAGAAAGAGGCAGAGACCUCCUUGUGUGAUGUUAGCAUGGAGAUUAAUGUGGAUCAGGCCUCACAGUUAAGCAACAGCACAGUCACGAUAUCCUUUGAGGAUUUUGUGCGAAGUCAGAGUCAGGAAAAGGGUGAAGAGGACAUAGAAGAUGAACAGGGCAAAGAAGAGGAAAGUGAAAUCACAACAGAGGCAGAGGAAAUGGCCACUGAGCAGUUGGAAAAUGUGGGGUCUGGGGAAACAUCACUCCAAGUCUCACCCCAAACCGUCACCAUCCAGGCUGAGGUGCAUGUGGUCUCUCCCAAACAGGAAGCAUUCAAGGCUGUGGGAAAGUUAGCUUCUAUCUUCAACAAGAGAAAAGGGCCAGUGAGCCCUGCAGAAAUAGUAUCGUCUCCUCAAACAGAAGCUGGACAUCAGCUUUCUUCUACCUUGCUGACUGUCAAAAGGAAAUCCAAUGUUGUCCUUCAAGAGGAGGAUCUAGAGCUGGCUGUGCUUGAGAGUGAAUCCAUGCCAAAGUGCAGUGAGGCAGAGAGGAAACAGUUCAUGGCUGCCUUCAAACAGCCCAACCUGGAUGGGUCAAAAACCAAACCUGGGAAGAGUCAGGGCAAGCAGAAGCAGCCUGGUGAGAAGAAUUUAGAUGCUGCAGACAAAGUUGCUGAGGAGGACAGUGUUAUUCCUCCAUCUGUUGAGCAGAUUCCUGCUGCCCCUCAGGAAAACAAUGUAGCUAAAAAGAAACCAGCAAGAAAAGGCAGAAAGAAAUUUAAAGAAGUAAACAAGGCAGUCACCACCUCACCCGCUGCUGCUCCUGUGGAGGAAACCAUGACCAUGACUGAUGACGUUGAUGAUAAAAACGGAGAGCCCACCAUCCCAGCUGUGAGGAGGUCCAGAAGAGAGGCUGUAGUCAGGCAAGCACCCGCAACCACCCCAGCAACUCCUAUCAGAAAAACCAGGAAAGGAAACCAGUCAAAGGAUGCUGAUGCAGCUUUACCUGAGAGCCCUGUAAAGAUAUCCACCCCAAAGACACGGAAGUCCAAACAUGGAGUCUUUGUAGCAGAGAUGGUGUGCCCACCUGACACAAAAGAAAGUCCAAUCAGGAUUAAAUUUACUAGAGUCCAUAAAAAUAUUUCCAUGUCAAAGGCUGAACGUGGAAGUGGCAUUAACACUUCUAUGGCUACUAAAACAUCAAAUGAGUCUAAAAAAAGGAAGCAGGCAAAGAAGUUGGUGGAAAAAGCCAAAGUGAUACAGCAGAGUAAGAAAACUACUGUUGGGGAGAAGGGCACCUUAAGACGUUCAUCGCGAACUGAGGCCUCCAUCAAGAAGAGCUACUGUGAAAAUGAGGAUUCUGUCAUAUGCCUGGAGGACGACCAGACUGCCACUCCUCAGAAGGCACCAGAAAAGAGUAAAAACCAGAAACCUUUGCGAAGUCUAAAUGAUGUUCUGGGCAAAGCCGCACCACCUGGCAAAGAGACCAAGGCUGUCCCAGGCUCCAAAGUUGCAUGGCUGGGCCAAGAGAAGAGUGCUCGGAGGGUGUCUGCAGUGGUUUCCAUCUUUGAUGAGAGUAGCUGCGAGGGCUCUGAAAACUCCCAGGAUGAUGAACAGUUCAGGGCACGUAGAGAGUUCUUGAAAAGUGGUCUGCCUGAGUCCUUUAGGAAGCAGAUAGCCAAGACCACCGCCACCAAAGAGGCAUAUUCCCUCUCCUGUUCCUCCUUUCAACCAGUUCUACACACAAAGCAAAAACAAAACGAUUCCCCGCUUUGGAGUUUACCGUGGCCCGAAUCUCCGUUACUGUGUCAUCUGAAAGAGCUUUGGUGCCAAACAUCCAACUCUUUUCCAUCUGUUAGUGGUUCCUUUUGUUUGAAGACUGAACCUGCCCAUAGAUGCUUCUGUGAACGGGGUUCCGGCAGGAGACCUGAGAUUUCUGAAUGUGUUCGUCAGCUUCUCAUGGAGGAGGUCCACACCUCUAACCCUCCCUUUCCUGUUCAGAUGUUCAUCAGUCGCUUCCUGAGGAGACGUACUGACCAGCAGCAGCACUGCACAGCUGCAGAACCAGAACCAACCAGAGUCACAAGCACAUCACUGCCAACUGAACCAGUAGGAGGGAAGAGGAAGAGGAUAAAUGAUGAAGGGGAAAACGCAGUGAAAGUGGCUAAGAAGCAGCGGGGCAACCAUUCAGAAGAGAACAUGUCCACACCUGAGCCAGAGCCAACAAAAAGGGGGGGUCGCACGAGACGAGCACAGAGAUCCAAGCUAGAGGAGGAGGCGAAAGAGAAAGCCAGGCCUUCUAACAAAACUGCUCCCAUCCUGUCUGAGGACGACUCCGUGGUUGGGCUGGAUGACUUGCCCUUGGAAGAGGAUACUGUAAGAAAAGAUAUGGUGAAGGAGGACGUGUUGUGGACAGAUAAAUAUCAACCCCAGUACUCCAGUGAUGUCAUAGGCAACAGAACCUCAGUUAGGAGGCUUCACAGUUGGCUAAAGGAAUGGAAACUCCGUGCAGACCGAGAAGAGAGAAAAAAGCAGAAAGACAAGAAACAAGAGGAAGGAAGCAAUGAUACUGACUGGGACUGUGAAGAAGAGGACUCCCAGGAUGGAGAGGACAUGCUGUGUAAUACAAUGCUGAUCACAGGACCCACUGGAGUAGGAAAGACUGCUGCUGUCUAUGCUUGUGCCCAGGAGCUGGGCUUCAAGGUAUUUGAGGUGAACGCUUCAUCUCAGAGGAGUGGCCGUCUUAUUCUGUCCCAGCUGAGGGAAGCCACUCAGUCACACCAGGUGGACAGUCAGGGGGUCAACACCCACAAACCCACCUACUUCAACACUUACGGCACAAGCAGCAGCGCUGGCACUGUCAGGCCUGGAACCUCUCCCAGAAAGGUUAACUCUCCUCGCAGGGUGGUUUCCUCUCCUAGGAAACAUCCCCAGUCGCCAAGAGGUACUAAAAAGGGGUGUCUGGCUCCCACCUCUUUAGCUAACCUUUUCAAAAUGGGUCAACCCACCAACAAGGAGCCACCAAACACCAAGAAGAAUGAACAAACAGCUACCUCCAAGAGAGUCGUGAAAGCAAAUAAUGAGGCUGCUAAUAAUCAUAAAGACCUCGCAGUCAAAUCACCAACAGCUACCACCCCUAAAGAGAACAGUGAAGAACAGAGCAAGAAGACGGCCACUUCGCUGAUCCUUUUUGAGGAAGUGGAUGUUAUUUUUGACGAUGACUCUGGGUUUCUAGCUGCCAUCAAGACAUUCAUGACCACUACCAAGAGGCCAGUCGUCCUCACUACCAGCGAUCCUGCUUUCAGCACCAUGUUUGAUGGCAACUUUGAAGAGAUUCAUUUCAAAACGCCAUCAGUGGUAAAUGUGGGCAGCUACCUGCAGCUGUUGUGUCUGGUUGAGGACGUGAGAACAGACCUAUCAGACAUCAGCUCUCUGCUCAGACUCAACGGCUGUGACAUCAGGCAGAGUUUACUGCAGUUGCAGUUCUGGACUCGCAGUGCUGGGGGGCGCAACACAACCAGACCACUGAUGCAUGCUGACAAAAAUGCUGAACUAAAACCAGAGACUGAUGGAGAGGCGGCAGAAAUGUCUGUGUGUGCAGUGACUGUCCCGUCCACUCUCCCCCCCUGUGACACCGGCUGUACUGAGAGCAAACUGGGCCUGCUGAAUAUUGAACCUGAGAAAGACAUCUGGGAACUGCUCAGGAGCCAGAGUCUGGUGGAGGAGGCGGUUUGCUGGGAGCUGCUGACAGAGAGCAAGGGACGCGGAGUGGACUUACUCUAUUCCAACAUGGAGACCCUCUUACCUCUACCAAUCACACAGUUGACUACCUCUACCCGCAAACCAGAGGAACCUGUUUCUGAUUCACAAGACCGUCCUUCCGUUAAUUUCAAAGAGCAACUGUCCUCCACCUGCCUGCAGUCCGACAGGCUGCCAUCUCAUGCCAGGUUACUGCACACAGCAGAGUCAGCUGAUUGCUCGGACGAUGGCAGUCCAGUUAAAGUUUCCGACAGAAUGAGGAAGAAAAAGAGGAGGCACUGUCUACCUGACCAAGGUGGACUGCAAUCUGAAUCGGACUCAGAGGACAGUUUUCUAUCUCUCUGCAAGCCGCAGGGUGCUCCUGGAGCAAAGGAGGAAAUCAAAGAGAGAUUAGUUUCAAAAAUGGUGAAAAGGAAGCCACUGACUCCUGAGGAGCGGGUAAAAAGUAUCCCAGUCUCACAGUGUCUAGAAUCCAUAGCUGACUUUUUAGACAACAUGUCCUACAUGGACUCCUCCUUGCGUGUUCAUCCAGAAGCAGGUGACAUUCACAGAAGACUGUCACCAGUCGGUGCAGUGGUGAAAGACGGGAUGACAGAUGAGUCGAGGGUUGAGACUGACAGAGGAAGCUGGGACAGGGUAGAGCGUGUCUUGGAGAUCCAGGCUGCCGUGGAGGCACUGAGCUUCCACAAGUGUCGACGUUUGGUAGCGGAGGCCAGGGACAAAGCCCGACAGCUGGAAGGGGAGCUGGGCAAAGAGGCUGCAGCAGAACUCACCCUCCCUGUGGCCCCUCAUUGUGAAGGUUAUAGCUUCACUCAGGACGGCCCCUGUCAACCACAGCUGGUCCAGGAGAGGAGAGAAGUGAUGGAGAGUCUGAUGUUGAGAGGAGUGGCUGGUACUCUGGGAAACAGACCAGCAGCUGCUCUGGACUACUUGCCAGCCCUACGCACCAUCUGCAGAUCAGAGCAGCUUAAGGAGCAGGGCAAGGUUAAACGAAGGUUUCUGCACUACUUAGAUGCAAUCCACCUUGGUCUUGAAAAGAACACUCUACAGCACCUUGCUGAAGACUUCCCCUAAAACACAGAGAAGACCACAUGUGCCCUCAUGAUCAUGCAGAGGCCUUAGAUAAACUCACUCACUUUUACGUUCUGGCUCUCAGACCGGAACAAGGAACCUGUAUACAGCAAGUGCUCUUUCAUCAGAAGCACAAGGAUGGACAGUCUGGUGAAGUUUCCACGAAUUUCCUCCAAAACGGAAAUGACUGAAUCACUGAAUACCGGCUCUCUGGCACAGCUAAAUAACCUCACGUGUUGACUGAUUCAGCACAUCUUAUGGUGCUAUCAAAAAAUGCACUAAAUAUUACUACUUUAAAUGAUUUUUGUAAUAUGAAGUGGAGCUAGAGUGGGGGUUUUUUUGUUUUUGUUUUUUUGGUGUGUUUUGUUUUAUUUUGGGGGUUUUUUGUACAGUAGUGUUUUAUAGCCUCAUCUAUCAAUUUGCUUUGCACGUUGCAAAGUCUUUUUAUCAAGUAGAAAUUGCUUUUGAGGAGCAAUCAUUAAAAAUUUGUAACAGAUUAACAUGUAAAAUAGAAACUGAGUAUGAAUUUGUAAAGGCUGUGUGUAAAUUGUCUCCACUCAAAGUACUGUUGAUGCACUCAGGAUCUUGGUUGUGUUCAAGUUCACAAAAAGCAGACCGGUUUUUCCAGAAAAUUCUGCCCUAUUUGUCACCCUCAAUGAAUCAUUGUUUUUUUUGUUUGUUUGUUUUUUGUUUUUGUUUUUUUUUAAUUGAUCACUUUUUUUUCCUUCAACCUGAACGCUGUACACAAUAUCCACAAUGGAUAUUUGUUGUUACCAAAUAAAAGUUUAUCACGGCAAAAAAAAUAAAUAAAUAAAA